Molecule: messenger RNA, 939 nt
Organism: Anthostomella pinea
Lineage: Eukaryota; Fungi; Ascomycota; Sordariomycetes; Xylariales; Xylariaceae
Source: the annotation of a GenBank genome assembly
AUGUCCAAGACUAUUCUCGUUACCGGCGCUACCGGCAAGCAGGGUGGCGCCGUCAUCAACGCCCUCCUCAGCCAAUCAAUCGAGAACUUCACCAUCCUCGCCGUGACCCGCGAUGCCUCGAGCACUAGCGCCAAGGAGCUGUCCGCGAAAUCCCCUGACAUCAAGCUGGUAGAAGGUAACCUCGAUGACGUCCCGGGGCUCUUCGAGGAGGCCCACGGCGUUGCCGGGGAGCACAUCUGGGGCGUCUACUCAGUCCAGGUCUCGAUGGGCAAGGGUGUGACCUUCGAAGGAGAGGUCAAGCAGGGCAGGGACCUCAUCGACGAGUCCGUCAAGACCGGCGUGAAGCACUUCGUCUACAGCAGCGUCGAGCGCGGCGGCGACGAGAAAUCGUGGCACAACGAGACCCCUAUCCCCCAUUUCCAGAGCAAAUGCUACAUCGAGAGGCAUCUGCGAGACGUCACCGCAUCGGGCAACUCUGGCGAGGACAUGGGCUGGACGAUCCUUCGGCCGGUCGCCUUCAUGGACAACCUGGCGCCCGGAUUCCCGACCAAGGUCUUCCUGGCGGCAAUGCGAAACUGGGUUGGUCAGAAGCCCGUCCAGUGGGUGGCCACCUCGGACAUUGGCGUGUUCGCAGCAAAGGCAUUCACUGCCCCGCACUACUGGAAUCGCAAGGCAGUCGGACUUGCUGGCGACGAGCUCACCUUUGACCAGCUCAGCGAGUCGUUUGAGAAGGCUACGGGCAAGCCUGCCCCGGUGGCCCCUUGGUUCUUUGGGAGCGCGCUGACCUACAUGGUCACUGAGCUGCGUUUGAUGAUUGGUUGGUUUGCCAGUGACGGGUACAGGGCAGAUAUCAAGGCCCGACGCAAGGACCAUCCUGGGAUGUUGACCUUGGAGCAGUGGUUGGACAAAGAAGGCCCUUUUGUGACGCUAGGUCGUUGA